Messenger RNA from Gregarina niphandrodes, 1011 nucleotides. Its product is annotated as putative ubiquitin carboxy-terminal hydrolase. The record is from RefSeq and is a predicted model, not a curated record. Gene Ontology annotation, cellular component: cytoplasm. The coding region runs from base 1 to 1011 and encodes 336 amino acids. Lineage: Eukaryota; Apicomplexa; Conoidasida; Eugregarinorida; Gregarinidae. Gene Ontology annotation, molecular function: cysteine-type deubiquitinase activity. Gene Ontology annotation, biological process: protein deubiquitination; ubiquitin-dependent protein catabolic process. The transcript is spliced from 2 exons.
AUGUCUUGGUGUUUGAUAGAAAGUGACCCCGGAGUAUUUUGGGAUGUUGUAACCACUUUAGGAUGUUUUAGCGUGGACUUCCAAGAGCUUUGGUCGUUGGAUGAGGAGUCGUUGAAAGGGGAAGAAUGUUAUGGGCUGAUAUUCCUGUAUAAGUAUGACCGAGAACUAUACCAAGAUGAGGCAGGUUCUGUGGCCAUGGUUGAAGCGCCUCCUAGUAGUUUGUUCUUUUGCCAUCAGAUGAUUGAGAAUUGUUGUGCGACUCUGGCUGUGCUUUCAGUCGUUCUUAAUUUGGACCGUGUUAUUGACAUAGGAGAGACUCUUACCUCGUACCGAGGCUUCUGUGAGGGACUGGACCCUGAGAGUCGAGGAAUAGCCCUUGCUAAUCACGACGGUAUCCGAGCAGCCCACAAUGUAUUCGGCCAAAAGAGCCACCUUAUUCAAGAAGACACAAAAGGUGAAGACCCUAAAGGAGACCCCUUCCACUUUGUGGCCCUAGUACCUCAUCGACAGUCACAAACCACCUGGCUCCUCGACGGUCUUCGGCAACAGCCCCUGAAUCUUGGUCGCUGGGCGACCGCUGACGGUGAUUCGACCAAGGCUACCAAAGACCCUGAUGGUGGACAGAUGACUGCCUGGCUCCGUCCAGCAAUCAAGAAAAUCCACGAGAUCAUAGGGGCAUUGAAUCAAAGCGGCAGUGAGAUAAAAUUCAACUUAAUAGCCGUCACGCCUAACAAAAAGAUUGCCCUGGAAGAACAACUCGGCACGCUUCGCCAGCACCUUCAACAAGCCCUGGCCGCGCAACCGCCGGUCCCGGAACAAAUUCAAUCAACACUGAACCAAAUCAACAGCGUAAAGCACGCAGUAAACAAAAUCAAUGAACGACAUCAAGACUGGGUAUACGAUAAUGAAAUCCGUAAGCUGGCCAUGACGCCGUUGUAUCUGUGUGCUUUGAAGCACUUGGGUCGUCGAGGCCUUUUGCGCAAGACGUACGACGCCGCUGCCCUGCGUUAG